AUGGAGGGGAAAAGAAGAAAUCAUAACGGCUUUAUUGUUUGCAGGCAAUGGUGCAUACAGCCAUUUUCUAUCACGAGGUGGCAAAAUGGCGACCCUAAACGUGCUGAUGAAAAUGCCUUUGGCAACCAAUCGACAAUACUACUGGAAUUUCGGCCGGAAGUCUUGCGCAAAUGGCUGCUCAACCAUUUCCGCACGAGGAAGAAAUCAAAUGAACGUACGAUAGAUGCUAUAAGGGAAACCGAAGGGAUCGGCAGGGAUUUCAGGAUAAUGUGCCUAAAGAUAGGUAGCAAGAAGAGAGUAAGAGUCCCCUUCGGCACUCUCGACGCACCCUUCUGACAA
This is a messenger RNA of Pogonomyrmex barbatus (red harvester ant), 339 nucleotides long. RefSeq lists its product as uncharacterized. NCBI's taxonomy places the organism in Eukaryota, Metazoa, Arthropoda, Insecta, Hymenoptera, Formicidae. The record is from RefSeq and is a predicted model, not a curated record.